Cololabis saira (Pacific saury) is the source of this 3805-nucleotide messenger RNA. RefSeq names its product mutS homolog 3 (E. coli) (gene msh3). The coding region runs from base 87 to 3437 and encodes 1116 amino acids. The record is from RefSeq and is a predicted model, not a curated record. The transcript has 24 exons. Gene Ontology annotation, cellular component: nucleus. NCBI's taxonomy places the organism in Eukaryota, Metazoa, Chordata, Actinopteri, Beloniformes, Belonidae. Gene Ontology annotation, molecular function: ATP-dependent DNA damage sensor activity; mismatched DNA binding; ATP binding. Gene Ontology annotation, biological process: mitotic recombination; mismatch repair; somatic recombination of immunoglobulin gene segments.
UAUUCAAACACCGGGAAACUUGUGUCAAAGACCCAUGCUGCUGCAAAAUUUUCAUCACGAAUUCAUUGUAAAGGCAAAAUAACAAUAUGCCAAAGUCUCUGAAAAAGUCGUGCACCAGCCAGACCUCCAUUAGCAGGUACUUUGGUGGUCUGAGCAGCAGCAGCAGCAGCAGCAGCACUCAGUCUCGGAUUAAACACAGUCCUGCAGAGCAGCAGCUCUCAAGAGGCAAGCAGAAACUGUCCUCUAGUGAUGAUGGGCUGCCAACAAAACGAGCUAAACUUUGUGUAAAGGAUCAGCCCCUGGAGGAUCUGUGUGAACCUGCACCCUGUCAGACUAGUAAAGAGAAAAAGCUCACGUUGAGUAGAGAUGCAGGAAGCCUCUGCUCGUCCACCCUGGAAAAGCUGAAAGGCUUCACCUGCGGGGCUGAGCCCAGUGUCAGGCAUAGUGACACGUGGGAAGAAAGAAAAGGGGAAUUGUCUAGUGAAAUCUGUGAUAAGAAAAAAGGUAUUUUACCGUCAUGUCAGGUUCCAGAUCAACAUGAAAUUUCAAAUGCAAAGAAGCACGCAGAGGAAGAGUGUGAGGAUGGAGAAGAGGAUGUUUCAGAAGAGCUGAUGGCUGCAAAGCAGGGCUUUGACCUGUGUCAGUUUGCCAAGCCAGGAGGAGGAGUUAGAGGAGGAGGAAGAUCUGCAGGGAAGAAUCCCCCGUCAGACGCUAGUGCCCCCUCCAGACGCUCAAAGAGCACUUACACCCCACUGGAACAGCAGGUCAUGCAGCUGAAACAGCAGCAUAAAGACGCCUUAUUGGCUGUGGAGUGUGGCUAUAAGUACAGGUUCUUUGGAGAAGAUGCUGAGAUUGCUGCAAAGGAGCUGAAUAUUUACUGUCACCUGGAUCAUAACUUCAUGACGUGCAGCAUCCCCACACACCGUCUGUUUGUUCACGUCAGGCGGCUGGUGUCACAAGGACACAAGGUUGGCGUAGUUAAGCAGACGGAGACAUCCGCGAUCAAAGCCUCGGGAGCAAAUAAAAACGCUCUGUUCAGUCGUCAGCUCAGUGCUUUAUACACCAAGUCCACUCUCGUGGGAGAGGAUGUAAACCCAAUCUGCCGACUCCCGGGUGUGGAAGAGGGGGGCUGUGGUGACGUGGCUGUGGAGCCUCCUGACAGCUUCCUGCUGUGCAUCAGUGAGAGCUGGGACAAACCCAAGAAGCAGCUCACGCUGGGGCUGGUGGUAGUCCAGCCCAGCACUGGAGAUGUUCUUCUGGACUGUUUCCCCGAUGGUCCAUCUCGCUCUGAGCUCGAGAGCCGCGUUGUGAAGAUCAACCCCGUGGAGAUCCUGGUGCCCUCUGACCUGUCGGAACAAACCCAGAGACUCCUGACCAGCAUCACCAACGCCAGUGCUCAGGCAGAUGACAGAGUGAGAGUUGAGAAGAUGGACAGCACCCAGUUUGAGUUUGCCUCUGCAAUGAACACAGUCACCAAAUUCUACUGCCACGACGAGCAACAAGACUCUCGCUCUUUGUCGAGCGUGGCGUCCCUGGAGAGCCCAGUGAUCUCCUGUCUGGGCCCGCUCAUCCAGUACCUCCAAGAAUUCAGCUUAGAGAGGGUUCUGAGAAGUAAAAGCUCCUUUCGCCGCCUGUCCUGUGAGUCGGAGUGUAUGAUCCUAACUGCUGCAACCCUCAGGAACCUGGAAAUACUCAACAAUCAGACAGAUGGAAGUGUGAAGGGAAGUCUGUUGUGGGUGUUGGACCACACUCGCACUUCGUUUGGAAGGAGAUUGAUGAGGAAGUGGGUGAGCCAGCCCCUCACAGACCCUCAGUCUAUCUCUGAAAGACAGGAUGCUGUUCAAGAAAUCAUGGAGUCAGACUCUCUUCCGUUGAACUCUAUCAAAUCUCUGCUGUCACAUCUGCCAGAUCUGGAGAGAGGCAUCUGUAGCAUUUACCACCAAAAGUCUUCCACACAGGAGUUUUACAUCAUUAGCAGCAGUCUCUCUCGCCUGGGGCUGGAACUGCAGACUCUUCUCCCAGCUAUCCAGUCACAAAUCAGCUCGGCCCUGCUCCGGAGUCUCUUAUUAGCCACUCCUGACCUGCUGACUCCGGCCCACAGCUUCCUUAAAGUGCUCAACGAGAAGGCAGCCAAGUCGGGGAAUAAGACGGAACUCUUCUCGGAUCUGUCUGGCUUCCCGGUGCUGCAGGAGAGGACGGAGCAGAUACAGAGUGUCAUCACUGAGAUUCAAGAGCAUUGCAAAGAUGUUCGACGGCUGCUCAAGGCCCCUGGGCUGGACUACACAAGCGUCUCUGGACUGGAGUUUCUGAUUGAGGUGAAGAACUCGCAGUCCUCCAUCGUUCCACGUGACUGGGUCAAGAUCAGUGGUACGAAGGCAGUCGGCAGGUAUCACUCUCCUUUCCUGGUGAACCGCUACAAGAAGCUGCAGCAACUCCGAGAGCAGCUGCUGCUGGACUGCCAGAGGGAGUGGACUCAUUUUCUGGACCAGUUUGGGGAGCACUACCACACCAUGAAAAGGGCUAUUAGUCACCUAGCAACCGUGGACUGCCUCUUUUCAUUGGCGGAGGUUGCUAAACAAGGAGACUAUUGCAGACCAGAGGUUUGUGAAAAUCAGCGCCGGAUUACGGUCAGAGAUGGUCGACAUCCUGCCAUAGAUUUACUGAUGGGGGAGCACAACCAGUAUGUUCCCAACCACACUGACCUACAGGGCGAUGGCAGGAGAACUAUGAUAAUUACCGGGCCCAACAUGGGGGGAAAGAGCUCCUACAUCCGCCAGGUUGCCCUGAUCUGUAUCAUGGCCCAGAUGGGCUCCUACGUCCCGGCCUCCGCGGCCCGUCUGGGCAUCCUGGACGGCGUUUACACCAGGAUGGGGGCUUCAGACAACAUCUACAAAGGACGCAGCACGUUCAUGGAAGAGCUGACAGAGGCCUCGGAAAUCAUUUCCCGAGCGACUGAGCGCUCCUUGGUCAUCCUUGAUGAGCUUGGACGCGGCACAAGCACCCAUGAUGGGAUUGCCAUCGCGUACGCUACCCUGGAGUACUUUAUCAGAGAUGUGAAAUCCCUGACCCUGUUCGUGACCCAUUAUCCCCCUCUGUGUGAGUUGGAGCGCGCCUAUCCUGAGCAUGUGUCUAACUACCACAUGGCUUUCUUACUCAACGAGACCGACAUCUCAGCUGACACUGACGAUGGAGAGGUUCGACCAGAGUUCAUCACCUUCCUCUUCCAGUUAACUGAAGCCGCUGCAGGGAGGAGCUACGGCCUCAACGUUGCCCGAUUGGCUGACGUUCCAGAUCCAGUGCUGCAGACCGCUGCUCGCAAAGCUCAAGAGCUGGAGGUCACGGUCAAUGCCAGGAGGAAAUACAAGAAAGCCCUCUCAGAUCUUUGGGGCGUGUCCGACAAAUCGUCCCUCAUAAAAUGGCUGCAGUCAAACUCUUGACAUCACUGCGGCUGUGACCAUCGACAUCAGGACGCACAGAGAGAAAUCCUUCAGUCAGGGAAUGAUCAUGCUAUAUACAACCUCCAUCACCUGUUUUGGUGAUGGAAGAGGUCGGAUCUGUACUGUUUUCAUAAUAUUUUGGCCUGUGAUCAGAAUUUGAACUCCCUCCAGCUCUGGUUAUCACCAUCAACUGUACUGUUAAAUCACAACACCAGUUUAUACAAACUAAUCACAUUUUACCCACCACAGUGUGUGGUAAUCAGUGUGUUUUCCAAUUAAAUAAAGAAAAAUCUCAAACCUUCCAAAUGAUCUCUUCUUUAACCAUCAAAGCAUCCUGCAUUCACGUAGCAUUACCUUAGAGCAACACU